AUGACCUACGGCUGCUCCUCCGGAAACUUCUCCUCCCGCUCCUUUGAGAACUUCUAUGAGCCCAGCAGCUGCCAGAGGUCCUGUGUGGUGUCCAGCCCCUGCCAGACGUCCUGCUACCGCCCCAGGCCCUCCAAGUUCUGCAGUCCCUGCCAGACAACUUACUCCGGAUCUCUGGGCUUUGGGUCCAGCAGCUGCCACUCCCUGGGCUACGGGUCAAGGGGUUGCUACUCUUCAGGCUGUGGCUCCAGUGGCUUCAGACCGCUGGGUUACGGAGUCCGUGCCUUCCCUUCCUUUGGUUAUGGAUCUGGAUUCUGUCGCCCAUCUUACUUAGCUUCUAGAACCUUCCAAUCUUGUUAUAGACCUACCUGUGGCUCUCGGUUCUUUUAAUCAUCUUACUAAAUUUCUAAGCUUCUUGACCAAUGUCAUCAAUACUUUUGGCUCUAUUCUUUAUUGUCUUCAUUACUUACAUUAAGAAUUACCCCCUAAUUGUUCUCUAAUUUUUAAUUUCUCAACUUAUAUCUGACUCCAAAUAUUGGUUGACAAACUUCAUUUAAAAACUGUAAUUAAGGUACUAAUUCAAAAUAAAGCUUGUCUCUGCAAUG
Chinchilla lanigera (long-tailed chinchilla) is the source of this 602-nucleotide messenger RNA. RefSeq names its product keratin-associated protein 13-1-like. The transcript has 2 exons. The record is from RefSeq and is a predicted model, not a curated record. NCBI's taxonomy places the organism in Eukaryota, Metazoa, Chordata, Mammalia, Rodentia, Chinchillidae. The coding region runs from base 1 to 387 and encodes 128 amino acids.